UCCGCCAUGUCGCCGCCGAAUCCGCUCCAGCAACUGAAGGAUCUUUUCGAUUGCUUCGACAAGGACACAUCCGGAGCUCUCUCUGUGCAGGGCCUCUCACACAUCGCAGAUUCCGACAGCAGAGAGCUGCACGAGCUCCUGGUGGCGGCUGACAUCAAUGCCGAUGGCGUUAUCACGAGGACGGAAUGGGACGAGCAUGUCAGCUCCUGGCUGGAAGGCCACGAAGGCCAGGUCCAAGCCAUCCUGGAUGCAGCCAGUGGCAUCACCGAGGAGGUGCUACAGACCAAGCGGAGCAAGGUCCGAUCGAAGCGGCAGAUUGCUGCGGUGUGGGAUGCUGCCAGGUCGGACGGGGAAGAUGAGAUCAGCUGGUUCGGCUUGCCGGUCGUUGCAUCACAGGACCUCUCAUUCAAGGGGGAGAACCGUGCCGUUCCAAUCGGACAGAAAUUGGAGGUGAUGGUUGGGGGAAGCUGCUUCUUGUGCGAGGUGGCUGCAUAUGAUGAGGAUCAGGACUAUCCCUACCUGCUGCACUUUCCUGCUGGUGACGUGAAAGAGAAGCGCUGUAUGAUCGACGUUACCAGCAGCCGAAUCAUCGCUCCAUUGUGGACACGACAGAAAGCGCCUUUCCAUUUCAUCGAUGCAGAAGAAGAGGUCUCGCCGCUGGAGAUGUUGACGAGUCAUGCCAAUGGUGAGCCGAUCAGUCCUUCGCAGUUGGUGAGCCUGGUUCGCCGUGCACGGCAGCAGUUCCAGAACGAACCUGCGCUUCUGCGAAUCUCCGUGCAAGGUGCUUCCACUGUCUCAAUCUUCGGCGACAUCCAUGGCAACUUUGCAGGCUUUGCCAGCCUGGCAGCACAACUGCAAGGAUCGGGAAAAGCCAAGCUGCUCGACACUGUGAAGGAUACUAUGCUGGAACCGCCUGCCGACAUUGUCAUCUUCCUGGGUGAUUUGGUGGAUCGUGGGGAUGAGAAUCUCAAGCUCCUGCUGACGGUCCUGGCUUGGAAAGUGCAGCAUCCUGACCGAAUUUUUCUGCUGCGCGGCAAUCAUGAGGAUGAGAACAUCAACUGCCGCUAUGGCUUUGAGAAAGAAUGUAGAGACCUCUUUGGCGAAGACGGCAGGAAAAUCUAUCGUCAAGUGAACAACAUGUUCAACUACCUGCCUGUCGCCGCAGUCCUUGGUGACUUCGCCUUUUGCUGCCAUGGCGGCCUUGGGCCAAGUAUCCUAUCUUUGGACGAUGUCAGCCUAUUGGAUGCGCACAAGCCCAUCUCGCUAGAGGUGCCACCAAGCACCAACAUGGACAAGACCGCAAUUGACCUCUUGUGGGCGGACCCGUGCGAGGAGGUUGAUGCAGAUGUCAAUGCUGACGGUUUCGCAGAAAAUUCUGCGCGAGGAAUGGGACAUGUUUGGAACGCUGCAGCAAGCAGGAGAUUCCUUGAAACCACGGGCCUGAAGAUCAUCAUCCGUGGUCAUGAGUGUGAGCCGGCCGGCUACUUGUACAACCAUGACAGGCAGGUCUUGACCAUCUUCUCAAGCCCCGCCUACAGCGAAAAUAACGAUGCGGCAGUUGCAACUUUAGAUGCGUCUGGCCUCAGCAGCUUGAAUUUUCUGAGGGUGAAUGCGGAGAACAAGCCAGUCUCGGCAGCAGCACAGCUGGAGGACCGUGACUCCCUGCAAAGAAAGGCGAAGCCACGGAGUGUUUGCCAAGGUUGUGUCUCCUGCUGA
This is a messenger RNA of Symbiodinium necroappetens, 1716 nucleotides long. NCBI's taxonomy places the organism in Eukaryota, Dinophyceae, Suessiales, Symbiodiniaceae. The record is from the annotation of a GenBank genome assembly.